Eremomyces bilateralis CBS 781.70 is the source of this 776-nucleotide messenger RNA. RefSeq lists its product as uncharacterized. The record is from RefSeq and is a predicted model, not a curated record. Bases 153 to 776 code for a protein of 207 amino acids. Lineage: Eukaryota; Fungi; Ascomycota; Dothideomycetes; Eremomycetales; Eremomycetaceae. The transcript is spliced from 2 exons.
GAUGAAUUGGACUACGUCAGAACCAUAACACUGACAUUAAAGUCGCUCUCUCUUCCCCGAAUUCACUUCCUCUUUUCUCUUUUUUCAGACAACUAUACGCUCCAAACCUACAAAAAGCACGCGAAUUUCUCCUCAAUAAGACGACUUCGACAAUGGCAUUAGCGCCGAAGUUUGCCGGCCAGGCAUUGGUCUCUGGAGGGCAGUCCUCCGUCCACACUCUCGAGCUCUUCCUCGAUUACGUCUGUCCCUUCUCUAAGAAGAUGUUCCACACUGUCUAUAACGAUGUCGUCCCGUCGCUUCCACCCAAGAUCUCCUCCAAUGUCCGCAUCAUCCUGCGCCAACAGAUCCAACCCUGGCACCCGUCCUCGACACUCGUCCACGAAGCCGGCGUGGCGGUUCUGCAGCUCGCACCGGCCAAGUUCCCCGCGUUCUCCGCCGCGUUGUUCGAUCAGCAAACCGAGUACUUCGACGUCAAGGUUGUGAACGAAGUGCGCAACGACACGUAUCGACGACUGGCGAAACUGGCUGGCACGGUGGGCGUGGAUGAGGGGAAGGUGUUGGACGCGUUACGGAUCAGCGAUCAGCCGGCGGCGGAUGGGAGCACGAAUACCGGGAACAAGGUGACGAAUGAUAUCAAGCUGCUGGUGAAACAGAACCGGCUCGUCGGGGUCCAUGUGACGCCGACUGUAAUCUUCAAUGGGAUUGUGGAAAAUAGCAUCUCGAGCAGCUUCACGAAGGAGCAAUGGCUAGAGUGGUUGGAGAAGAACGUUGUCUGA